Molecule: messenger RNA, 580 nt
Organism: Rhineura floridana
Lineage: Eukaryota; Metazoa; Chordata; Lepidosauria; Squamata; Rhineuridae
Product: male-enhanced antigen 1-like
Exons: 1
Coding region: 47-580 (177 amino acids)
Biological process (GO): spermatogenesis
Source: RefSeq, a predicted model, not a curated record
UUUUGGUCUCUGAGCAAGAAGGCGGAACUUGUCUUGAUCCUAGUGCAUGGCCUUGGAGCCAGUGGUUACACAGAGAAUGGGGCCAGAGAGAAUCUGUCCAAAUGAGCAUGAGGAGCUGGGGCUGCAAGAGCCACCUGAUGAAACCCCUGCACCUGCUGGGGAGCGGAGUAGUGAAGAACCUGAAGAGGAGGAAGGGGAUGGUAGCAAUGACUACUUGUACCAGCCACUGAACCAAGAUUCGGAUCAGGGAACAACAGCAGUUGAAGGAACAGAACCCAGCACAGAGCCAAUCCCUGAUAUCAAUGAGCGACUUCAGGCAAUGAGACUGCAUCUGCCUGACCCACCUGUGCACAGCGAUGAUGAUGAUGAGGGAUCUGCAGCUCAACACAGUCGCAGCUCUAUCCCUAUGGAUCCCGAACAUGUGGAGUUGGUGAAAAAGACUAUGGCUGGAAUCAAGCUCCCCAUACUGGGAAUCCCUGCAUGGGCCAAUGAGAUCUCGGAUGACCAAUGGCAGGAUAUGGUGCAGCGAAUGCUGCAAGCCUGGCAGAAUCAGAGUGGCCCUAAGCCAGAAUGGAAGUGA